AACUGUUUGCCGAGUGCACACAGAAGGGAGCUAAGCGAAAUAGAAGAUAAGAGAGCUAUUCGGCUCAUUUAUAUGGUAAUGAGAUGAUACCGAUCGGUAUAAAUUGGACAAAGGAUCAAAGUUUCGGCAGCAGAAAUAUUGCGCGCUGUUUAUCAGAAAGAUCGGAUAGGAACACAAAGUUCUCCAACGUUUGCGGCUUUACACGGAUGAGACAGGCAGGCAGACAGACAGCGAGGCACGUACCUUGUUUGUUUGGAAGAAAACGAACUUGUGAGAAUUCGGCGAGAGGGAAAUAUAUAUGUGAAAUAGAUCGGAUAAAACCGAAGUGAAGAAGGGAAAAAUGACGGAAAAUAAAACUGACGAGCCAGGGAAGUUUCGGCAGCUUCUCGUUGCGUUAAUCGCAAACAUUUCGUCCUUUUCGUUUGGAACGAUGAUAGGUUGGCAAUCGCCGACGAUACCGCAACUACAAAGUGAAAAUCCUCCAGUAGGUAACGAGCCGAUGACGAACGAGGCGGCAUCCUGGUUGACCGGGAUCAUGUGCCUAACGGCCGCUUUAACAAGCUUGAUAGUCGGCGCAAUAGUGAAUCGAUUCGGACAUAAAGUGACAGGAUAUCUGAUUGCUUUGGCGCAUUGUACCAGCUGGUUGUUCAUCAUCUUCGCGGCGCAACAGAUCCAUUUAUUUAUCGGCCUUUUCUUUUCGGGCAUAUCUGGCGGGAUGACGUUGUUCUCGGUGCCGCUGUACGUGUCUGAAAUCGCGAGCGAUGGGAUACGCGGGAUGCUAGGCAGCCUGAUGGUAUUCGUGCUGAACGGCGGUAUUCUUUUCGCCUACGUACUCGGCGCUCUGCUCCCGUAUCAGUGGUAUUCGAUCACGAUGUUCGCGUUUCCUCUAAUUUAUAUCGCCACGUUUCUUUUCGUACCGGAAUCGCCUGUAUAUCUGAUGCGAAGCAAUCGGACCAACGAUGCAUCUAGAUCUCUGACGUGGUUGAGAGGUGGGCAGAAGUCGGUGGCUGAGCAAGAAAUGUUGCGCCUGCAGCAGGAAGCGAAAGAGAGAAACGUCUCGGGACCAUUGAUGAACAAACUGUCGGAGCUGUUUCGAGAUCGGGCGACAAUUAAAGGGCUGUGCAUCACGCUAGGAAUGUUUUGUGGGCAACAACUUGCCGGGAUAUUUAUUAUGAUAAGCUACACGGAAACAAUAUUCAAGUUGUCGGGAAGUUCGUUGUCACCGAAUGGUUCGGCAAUUAUCGUUGGCAUGAUUCAAGUGUUCGGUUCGUGGUUAUCUACCACGUUGAUGGAAAGAGCCGGUAGAAGACCGUUGCUUUUGAUCUCCUGCUUGGGAAUGGGCACGUGUCACUGUGUCCUCGGAGUGUUUUGUUAUCUGCAAACGCUCGGAUACGACGUUAGCAAAUUCAGUUGGAUCUCGAUCAUAGCGUUGUCAGUCUUCAUGGUCGCGUACGGUUUGGGUAUGGGGCCAGGCCCAUACGUCAUCUCCUCGGAAAUACUUAGCAGAGAUGUUUCGAGCAUGGUGGUGACGCUCGGGAUGUUUACCGCUUGGGCAAUGGCUUUCAUCGUCGUUAAAUUAUUUCCAACCGUAGUCAAUUUGUUGGGUAUACACGGUUGUUUCUUUCUGCUCGGUAUUUUCUGCGCGAUUACAUUCGCGUUCAUUUUCAUCCUCAUCCCAGAAACGAAGGGUUUGCCUCGUCAGGUAAUUCUGGAUCGACUAAACGGUGUAUCUUCCUCAUUAAACGAAACGCAAUAUGUCUCGUCGCAGGAGUGUAAUGAAAAAGGUGUACCGCUGUCCGAACUAAUUUAACAAACAUUGUAAGUAACGAAAGGUCUUUUCUUUUUCACU
Messenger RNA from Frieseomelitta varia, 1849 nucleotides. Its product is annotated as facilitated trehalose transporter Tret1-2 homolog. The transcript is spliced from 4 exons. The coding region runs from base 341 to 1810 and encodes 489 amino acids. Gene Ontology annotation, biological process: transmembrane transport. Gene Ontology annotation, molecular function: transmembrane transporter activity. The record is from RefSeq and is a predicted model, not a curated record. Lineage: Eukaryota; Metazoa; Arthropoda; Insecta; Hymenoptera; Apidae. Gene Ontology annotation, cellular component: membrane.